AUGCAUCUUUUCGAUACUUUCCUACUGGUCAUCUGCGCUGUUUUCGUCGUCCAAGCCUGUGGACCAUUACAGACAGGAGGACAAGGGUCUGCACCGCCAGGACCACCAGGUCCACCAGGGCGAGAUGGGAGAGAUGGAAUUCAUGGCGAGUUAGGACCUCCUGGCCCAGAUGGUCCAAGAGGAGUUCCAGGAAAGCCUGGAUCACCUGGACUACAGGGUGAGCCGGGCGACAAAGGAAAUAGAGGAUUGAAAGGACUUCGAGGCAAUGAAGGUGAUCAAGGUACGGAAGGAGCGAUGGGAGCGGGAUAA
This is a messenger RNA of Cercopithifilaria johnstoni, 309 nucleotides long. The record is from the annotation of a GenBank genome assembly. Lineage: Eukaryota; Metazoa; Nematoda; Chromadorea; Rhabditida; Onchocercidae.